Molecule: messenger RNA, 4013 nt
Organism: Paramuricea clavata
Lineage: Eukaryota; Metazoa; Cnidaria; Anthozoa; Malacalcyonacea; Plexauridae
Source: the annotation of a GenBank genome assembly
AUGGUGGAAUUCAGUUUGUUGGUGUUGUCUGCACCUGCAAAGGUGAUUUUGCAUGGUGAACAUUCUGUGGUGUAUGGCAAGGUAAGGUUGUGAUAGAGAUGGAUCACCCAUCAUAUGUAUUUAUCCUUGUUUACAAAUGUCACAAUUAUUUUUAGGUUUCUCUUGCAGCAAGUGUUGAUCUGAGGACAACCUUGACCUGGGAGACGCUAACUAAUGACACAGUGGAACUACAUUUGCAUGAUCUUGGAUUUUCCACGUCAUGGACAACCAAACAAAUCAAGGCAGUUCAGCUUUCCCCAAGUGGUUGGUGUAAAAUUGGAUCAAUGAAUGGGUUGUUCCAAUUGAAAUGAAUAUAGAACUGGAACACUAUCUCCAACCAGAAAUUUGAAGCCAAACUUGAAGGCCAUUCCCAGUCUUUUCACGCAUUGGUAGAGCGCUCAAUUGAUCAAUCAUGAUAUAGAUCAUGCUCAAUUGAUCAAUCAUGAUAAAAAUCAUGCUCAAUUGGUCAAUCAUGAUAUAAAUUGUGUUCAAUCGGUCAAUUAUGAUAUAAAUAGCAUUCCAGUUAUAUUAAUUUCAAUAGUCGUUCCAGAGAUCACCCCCCCCCCCCCCCCCUUAAGGAAAUUCUGCCUUCCGGAAGGGAAGGGGAGAAAAAUUUGUUUCUGAUAAUAGUAAGUGUAUUAUAGGACAUCCAAGGGGGGGGGGGGGGGUUAACUUCCAAUUUCCAGGUAUGGCUGUCUUCUGGAAUGAGCAUUAAAUCUCUUCAGAUCAAUGUCAUGUGACUGAUUGACUGACCAUUUAUUGGACUGACUGUCAGAAUCACCAACCAAAUUAAUCACUGUGCAUCUUGUGACCAACACAUGGCAGGCUGAUCUAUACUAUAAUUUUGUUUUUUUAACCCAGUUGAUAUUGAUGCUUUCAAAAUAUUUCUUGGUACUCAAGAUGUAUCAGACGUUGCUGUCACAGCUGCUUGGGCAUUUGUUUAUCUCUAUCGGUCUAUUUAUGGUGAGAGGUACGUGUGAUGCCUUGUGAUUCCUAAUUUGCAAAACAUAAUGACAAAUUGCACAAAUAACAAACUGGUUAUCUGUCCAAUGUAUUAAAAUUGCACAGUCUAUACCUUCUACUAGCAACAAUCCCCUUUUGUAGCUGGAAAUAUUAGUUCUUUAAACUUUUUCUCCUUAAAUUUCAUUCAAUAUAAAGCUUAACUAUCAUUUGAAGGCUUUCAGAAAUCUGGGGGUUGCCCCCCCCUGAUGCCCCUAGUGCCACUACAUAUGAAAUAGGUGCACCCCUAGUGCCACUACAUAUGAAGUAGGUGCAUUAGGACAGUUUGCAACUUAACUUAAUGGUUUAAAAGUAGUUGUAAUUUUUAAUUUUUUUUUUAAAUAUUUUCAUAGUUUGGUUCCUGGGAAAUUUACAUUAAAAUCUGACAUUCCAGUUGGGGCUGGUCUGGGAUCAUCUGCCUCGUACUGCACAGUACUGGCAACAUCAAUGCUGAUCACCUCGGGGGUGUUUGAACCUGAGGCCAUUGCUAGGUCAGAGGCACAGUCUAAUGAAAGCAAAAUGUCGAGAGAUGAAUGUCUCAGAAUGAUCAGUAACUGGGCGUAUGAAGCUGAAACAAUUAUUCAUGGAAAACCAUCAGGGAUUGAUAACACUGUCAGUACGUUUGGUGAGUACAUUUAGAGUACAUGGUUUGUGGCUGCACUACCUGAAAAAGAACAAAAGCAUGUGACAUGUUGACAGACGUGUUUCAUUUGGAGGGCAGUGUUUCCUGCAUCAGUAACGAUCGAUGGGAAAUUCACAUAGUUCAGAUACGAACCACAGCAGCUUUGUUUGAAAAUAUUGAACCCUAGUAUUGAUAUCAAAAUGCUGUCCCAGUUCUCUUUAUAAAACCCAUCAAACCACAAUAUCAUUAAAGGAAACUCCACCCUAUCAAUGAACAUCUUAUUAUAGGUGGAUUUUUGCAAUUCCAAGCUGGACAACUGGAAAAUAUUAAAAGGUCGGGAUUUGAGUUGUUAUGAAUCAAGCAAACAGCACAAUAUAUGAGAUAUUUACUAAUGGAAAAUGACGUAUUCCUAUUUCAAUUUAGUGUUCCUGAGUUAAACAUAUUUCUUAUCAACACCAAUGUUCCACGAAGUACCAAGACAAUGGUUGCUGGCUUGAGAUGCAGAUAUGAAGAGGUACAGAUUAGAUACAUACAGAGCUGGAACUGGCCGUCGUAAAGACUGCGGAAACUUAUGUUUUCAUGUACCCACUUUUUCAGGCGACCAUGAUCAACUGUGCAUGCUCGGCAAGUUCCGCAAGCAGUUAAAGUGAGCCACCAUCCAAUGGAUGCAUGCAUCUAGUAACUUGCUGAGCACAUGCACAAAAAAGUGGGUACACUAGUUAUAACUCUGGUAUAUGUAUCUACUCUGUGGCACUGGGUUGAGGUGUGUGUCGUUGUAUGUGGCCAAGCCAGGAAUCAACAAAGUACAAACUAGGUUUUCACAAAUUAUUAUUAAAUAUUUUGCUAGAUGCCAAAGGUGUAUGAUCAUCUGUUCAGUGCUAUCAACGAGAUUUCGGUUGAAUGUAGACAAAUUUUGGAACAUCUAGGUGAACAGGACGCUACCAAAAUAAAAGGUAAUCAUGUAUUAAUUUUGCAUUUUGGUUACGCAUGAUUCCGUUCAGUCAUUACGUUUUUAGUCUACUAUUCUUGCUUAUUGUUUAUUGUCAGACCUCAAAGAAGACAGUGAUGAAUUUCUUAGACUUGAGGUAAUUAAAUCCAAGUUUAAUUUGUUUCAAAUUUCCCCUCAAUGUGAAACUAAUCACUUUCCACUUCGUUUAGAAAUUGAUAGAUUUAAACCAGGACAUUCUGCGCACGGUUGGUGUGAGUCAUUCGACAAUUGAUAAAGUUUGCGAGACAACCAUGACUUAUGGAUUUCACUCAAAGUUGACUGGAGCUGGAGGCGGAGGCUGUGUUAUCACUUUAUUGAAACAAGGUAUGGUAUAACUAUAAGUCUGGGUAAGUUUAAAACUACAGGACGGAAUGAAUUUUGAAACCGCACACAAAUUUAGACGAUUUCGGCUCGUGCGAUACAAGUCGUGUGUCGUGAACUAUAAAAUCGUGGGUAAAGUCGUGGCUCGUAAAAUGAUGCGCUAAAAUCGCGAAAGUUAACCAAAAGUUAACCAUAAGUUAACUAUAAAUGGGGGUGGAAGUUUGUGGUCAUUCGAUAAAAGGCAAACAUUUUAUCUCAGCGUUUGUAGUUAUUCGAUUGAAUUGAACCGGCUAUGACCAUUUUGAAUUUUGCGAUAGAAUAGUACGGUAAAAAAAGUUUUGGCCUUUGGGCCAUUUGCCAAUCGAGCUUGAUGCCAUAGGAAGACAUUCUCUCAUAAACAAAAGCUUCGGAUAUGUGCAUCUACGUCGAUUCCGACAGAAGUCGAGGAAGAGUUUACCCUGGGCCUGGAUCAGGCUGAACCUUCAGCCUCCACAGAAGGAAACCGGAAGGUCCCGGAGAAGACUCGCUGUGUUUUAUAGAGUCAAACUGGAAACACACUUCUCACCGACAUGCAACUGGGCAUCAACUAUUUCGCUGACCUCAGAAUGACAUUUCGUCAAAGCUUUUUUCUUCAAGAUUGGUUUAGAAACAAAUUUGGAGUAGGGUUAGGUUAGGGUAAGGGUUAUGGUUAGAGUUGGUGUUUGGAGUAGGGUUAGUGUUAGUAAAACCGUUGCUUUGUUACGUUUUGUCACUUUGAGGCCAGCGAAAUAAUCUCUUCCAUGCAACUGGGUUGAAAAACUCGAACCACGAAGAGUCUUCUUCGAAACUCCGAAGUGUUUUCAAUUUUCUUCAAGUAUUUCAGACAUAAACCGUGCCGGGUUUUAAUUUUUAAUUGUCCUUCACCUUUUUGCUCUCUAUUUUGAAGAUGUGAAGUCAGAAACCGUGGACAAGCUAAGCAAGGAAUUAAAGGAGCUUGGAUGUGAUUGUUGGAGAACAAAAUUGGGAGGAGAGGGAGUCGCGGUACACAACUGGACCAGUAGAUAA